UCGGCGCUCGGCGACCGCAGGUGCUGUGCGCCGCGCCCCUCACCGCCAAGCGUGGCUCGGGGCGUGGCGCUUACGUAAACAAGCGUGGCCGCCGCAGCCACGCCACUGUCCGUCCUAGCAAGACCCCAUGUUGGCCCGGCGCCUCGAUAUAUGUGGAUAGCUCGCGACUCGCCGCUCCGCCGCCGCGGCCGCUGUCAUCACAGACUGCGCUUAUAGCAUCAAGAGGCGCGAUGCAGGCGCACGCGUUGAUGGCGCUGGCGGCGCUAGGCGCGCUGGCGGCGGGCGUCGCGGAGCGCGGCGGCGGCAUCAAGGUGGGCGGGGGUGGCGCGGGCGGCACGGGCGGUGGGGCGCGCGGCGGCGGCGUGCGGCUGGGCGGGGACUUCCGCCGCGCGCGCACCUCCCCCGCGCCCGCCGUGCCCCGCGCCCCCUCUGUCAUCACCGCCGCGCUCGUCGUCCCGCACAAGGCCUUCGGCGCGCGCGACUACACGCGAGCGGAGAAGGCGGCACUGUCUAAACUACCGCGCAAACUCAAACUAUUCUCGCAAGUGCGCCUAAAUGUUACGCUUUCUAUGCAGGGCCUUACGCCUAGUCCUAUGUCUAUCUUGGACUCGCUAUGUAAAGAAUUUUUAGCAGUCAACGUAUCUGCUAUACUCUAUCUUAUGAAUCAUGAACAAUACGGGCGAUCUACUGCCUCUGCACAAUAUUUCCUCCAACUCGCCGGAUAUCUUGGCAUACCGGUGAUCGCGUGGAACGCGGACAACAGCGGGCUGGAGAAGCACGCGUCGCACGCCUCGCUGCGCCUGCAGCUCGCGCCCACCAUCGAGCACCAGACGGCCGCUAUGCUCUCUAUAUUAGAGAGGUACAAGUGGCACCAGUUCAGCGUCGUCACCUCCGCCAUCGCCGGCCACGACGACUUCAUACAGGCGGUGAGGGAGAGGGUCACGGCUUUGCAGGAUCGUUUCAAGUUUACGAUUCUCAAUGCGAUAGUCGUAAAGAAGCCGGCUGAUUUGAACGAGCUGGUAACGAGCGAGGCGCGCGUGAUGCUGCUGUACGCGACGCGGGAGGAGGCUGCCGAUAUUCUGUCGCAGGCGGGGGACCUCCAUCUCACGGGAGAGAACUUUGUUUGGAUCGUCACUCAGAGCGUGCUCGGCUCCAUGCAGCAGCCGAACAAAUUUCCAGUUGGGAUGCUUGGUGUACACUUCGACACGUCGAGCUCGUCAAUAAUAUCGGAGAUCGCGACCGCCGUCAAGGUGUUCGCUUACGGCGUCGAGUCGUACGUCAACGAGCCAGAUAAUGUACGGUACCCGCUCGGUACCCGACUGUCGUGUAGCGGUGUUGGUACCGGCGAGGCCCGCUGGUCCACUGGCGAACGUUUCUAUCGCCAUCUACGAAAUGUCAGCGUCGAAAGCGACUCCGGACGACCGAGCAUCGAGUUCACACCAGACGGCGAACUGCGCGCUGCCGAACUUAAGAUCAUGAAUCUGAGGCCGACCCUCGGCGAUCAGCUGGUGUGGGAAGAAAUAGGUACGUGGAACUCGUACCCGAAGGAGCGUCUCGUUAUAAAGGACAUAGUGUGGCCGGGGGGCCUGCACACGCCACCCCAGGGUGUGCCGGAGAAGUUCCACAUGAGGAUCACGUUUCUAGAGGAGCCGCCGUACAUCAACCUGGCGCCGCCGGAUCCCGUCAGCGGACGAUGCUCGCUCGACCGCGGUGUUAUAUGCCGCGUCGCGCCAGAGGUCGAGGUGGCUGGGUUAGAAGCUGGCGCGGCGCACCGGAACAGCUCGCUGUACCAGUGCUGCAGUGGGUUCUGCAUAGACCUGCUUCAGCAGCUGGCCGAGCACCUGGGCUUCACGUACGAGCUGGUCCGAGUUGAGGACGGCCGCUGGGGCACGCUGCACCACGGCAAGUGGAAUGGGCUCAUCGCUGAACUCGUUAACAAGAAGACGGAUAUGGUACUGACAUCGCUAAUGAUAAACUCUGACCGCGAGGCGGUGGUGGACUUCAGUGUACCGUUCAUGGAGACGGGCAUAGCGAUAGUGGUGGCCAAGCGGACGGGUAUCAUAUCUCCCACUGCCUUCCUCGAGCCGUUCGACACAGCGUCGUGGAUGCUAGUCGGCGCCGUCGCGAUACAAGCCGCCACCUUCUCAAUAUUCUUCUUCGAAUGGCUUUCCCCGAGCGGAUUCGAUUGCUCCACGGGCGAUAACUCGAAAAGAAUACCUCAGAAUAGGUUCUCGCUCUGUCGAACUUAUUGGAUCGUUUGGGCGGUCCUCUUUCAGGCAUCGGUGCACGUGGACUCGCCGCGCGGUUUCACGGCGCGCUUCAUGACUAACAUGUGGGCGAUGUUCGCGGUGGUCUUCCUGGCUAUAUACACCGCCAACCUCGCGGCUUUCAUGAUAACGCGGGAGGAGUACCACGAGCUGAGCGGGCUGGACGACCCGCGGGUGGCGCGCCCGCUGUCACACCGCCCCGCGCUGAAGUUCGGCACCGUGCCGUGGUCGCACACUGACGCGACGCUGCAUAAGUACUUCCCCGAGCCGCACGCCUAUAUGGCUCAGUACAAUCGCAGCACGGUGAGCGCGGGCGUGACCAGUGUACUGACGGCCGAACUCGACGCUUUCAUCUACGAUGGCACUGUGCUCGACUAUUUAGUGUCCCAGGACGAGGACUGCCGCCUGCUGACGGUCGGCUCCUGGUACGCCAUGACGGGAUACGGCCUAGCUUUUACACGAAACUCCAAAUACCUCAGUAUGUUCAAUAAACGCCUGCUCGACCUGCGCUCCAAUGGCGACCUAGAGAGGUUAAGAAGGUACUGGAUGACGGGCACGUGCAAGCCGAACAAGCAGGAGCACAAGUCAUCGGACCCGCUGGCGCUCGAGCAGUUCCUGUCGGCGUUCCUGCUGCUGAUGGCGGGAAUACUGCUGGCGGCGCUGCUGCUGCUGCUGGAGCAUGUGUACUUCCGCUACAUGCGGGAGCACCUCGCCGCCUCCAGCGCCAGCGCCUGCUGCGCCCUCGUCUCCCUCUCUAUGGGCCAAUCCCUAUCGUUCCACGGCGCCGUGGUGGAAGCGGCGGCGCAGGGCUUCGGUGGCCCGCGGCGCGGACACUGUCGCUCCGCUAUCUGCGCGGCCCAGGUGUGGCGGGCGCGGCACGAGCGCGACGCAGCGGUGGCGCGCGCGCGGCAGCUGGCGGCGGCGCUGGCGGCGCACGGGCUGGCACCGCCGCCGCGCCGGCUGGCGUCCGCCGCCGCGCUGCUCGCCGCCGGCCACGACGCUACGCACCCGCGCACCCUGCACGCGCCCGCCGACCUCCUGCCCGACCUCGACCGCCCGCUCUCCUGUGGCGACCUGCGCGCGAGGGAGCGGAUGCGGGUAGAAAUGGAAACAGUGCUGUGAGGCGCAUAUUGCGCCACCCUUUUUCAAUUCCUGAAGGCUGUUCUUACACCAAGUUAUAUAAUAUACAAGACGAAGUUAGUUAUACCUAAUGUUAAAAUACGGACAGAUAAAAGAAACGUUGUAAUUAUUAAAUAAAUUAUUCCAAUUAUUAAAACAAAGAGAUGGAGGUAGAUAGCGAAGCGUUGUUGUGGGACGCGCGCGCGGGGCGGGCUGGGCGCCGUGCGCGCGUCCGCGUGUUGUCUACUACAAUAAAAUAUAUUUUUUGGACAAUA
Molecule: messenger RNA, 3661 nt
Organism: Aricia agestis (brown argus)
Lineage: Eukaryota; Metazoa; Arthropoda; Insecta; Lepidoptera; Lycaenidae
Gene: Nmdar2
Product: glutamate receptor ionotropic, NMDA 2B
Exons: 16
Coding region: 231-3389 (1052 amino acids)
Biological process (GO): synaptic transmission, glutamatergic; modulation of chemical synaptic transmission; monoatomic ion transport
Cellular component (GO): postsynaptic membrane; plasma membrane
Molecular function (GO): transmitter-gated monoatomic ion channel activity involved in regulation of postsynaptic membrane potential; NMDA glutamate receptor activity
Source: RefSeq, a predicted model, not a curated record